GUUUAUCUAACUUUGCCCAUAAAGUUUUCCAACAUGUAGAUCCUCAUAAUACAUUAUACAUCGUCUUGAUUUUAUGAAUUUGUCAAUAUAUGUUGAGUUGUUGCAAUUGCAUAAGUCAUUCUUUUUGGGAGAAUUAUCUUUUCUAGAAAAUGGAAAAGGUGGACGAGCAAAGGAUUAGACUUCCACAUGAUGUGAUGAUCUACAUUUUGAAGCGAUUGCCCGGAAAAUCCCUAGUGAGAUUCAAGUGUAUAUCCAAAACAUGGUAUGAUUUGAUAUAUACGGUUGAUUUUAACUACAUUCAUUACAAUCAUGAUUGUCUCUCAAAUCAAUUCAUUAUUUUUAAGCGCUACCUCAGAUUUGAUGGGAAUGAUCGCAAUAGCAUUUAUUAUAAUGGUAAGAAUAUGAUAUCCUUCCAUUCAAAUGACGAAUCAUUCAAAUCUAUAGCACCAAAUUUUGAGUACAAUGAUAAUUAUAUAGGUGUUCGAAUUAUAGGUCCCUGCAAUGGCAUUAUCUGCAUUUCUAGUUACAGGAGUACUGUUUUGUAUAACCCAACAUUACGAGAAGUUUUGGAACUCCCUCCUAGCAUUCUUCCAUAUAGGCCAGAGUUAUCUCAUAGUGUAGAACUUAACUAUUGUAUGAUCAUGACCACAGGAAUUGGGUUUGACCCCAGUACUGAUGAUUAUAAGGUUAUCAGAAUCCUAAGUCCUCGAGAAGAAUAUGAAUGGGAUGAUACAGAUAAUCUUUAUAAACUUGUUAGUAAGGUAGAGGUUUACAAUCUCAGUACAAAUUCGUGGAGAAAAUUUGAGGAUCUACAAUGCUUAGUAGAUCCCCGGUGUUGUUUUAAUGUAUUGAUUAACGGAGCGUUUCAUUGGCGUGGAACAACUCUAUCACCAAUCGGUGAUUAUUGGAUAGUUUCUUUCAAUUUCAGCUGUGAGUUGUUCCAGAACAUUCUAUUUCCUAAUGGCUUAGACAUUGAACAACUCAAGAGUCUUGUCGUCUUGAAGGAUUCUCUAGCUUUGAUUUGUUACACGGAGAUAUCUUCUCUCCAAGAUAUGGUAAUGGAUCAACCGAUUGACAUAUGGUUGAUGAAGAAGUAUUCUCUGAGAGAAUCAUGGAUUAAGGAAUUUACAGUUGGACCAAUGGCCAUAGAGACACCUUUGGCAAUUUGGAUGAAUGAUGCAGAACUAAUGAUAGAAAGCAAUAAUGGAAAACUUGCAUCUUGUAACCUUCUUUCUGGAGAAAUUAAGGAGCUUGACUUGUCUGGUGUUCCAAAUACAUUGGAAGUUGUUGUUUGCAAAGAAAGCUUGAUUUCUAUCAAGAAAGAGAGAGACAAAGUGGUCCUAAGACCAUUGCAUACUUGCAUCCAAGUAACAAAGACUAUUUCUUUUUGAGGUAAGGGUUACUAUUAGAACUAACGAAAGGUUAAUCUCUUGAUGUCUUAUUUGUUAUUCAUCUUUGUUCAUGCAACUUAUUAUUUAUUUGUUACUCAUCUAGGUUCAUGCAACUUCUCUCUAUGUAUUUGUUAUUCAUCUUUGUUCAUGCAACUUUCCCUCUAAUUUAUUAUCUAAUAA
Lycium ferocissimum is the source of this 1571-nucleotide messenger RNA. RefSeq names its product F-box protein CPR1-like. Gene Ontology annotation, molecular function: protein binding. The record is from RefSeq and is a predicted model, not a curated record. The transcript has a single exon. The coding region runs from base 150 to 1391 and encodes 413 amino acids. NCBI's taxonomy places the organism in Eukaryota, Viridiplantae, Streptophyta, Magnoliopsida, Solanales, Solanaceae.